Molecule: messenger RNA, 1628 nt
Organism: Halichondria panicea
Lineage: Eukaryota; Metazoa; Porifera; Demospongiae; Suberitida; Halichondriidae
Product: probable serine/threonine-protein kinase drkD
Exons: 3
Coding region: 15-1460 (481 amino acids)
Biological process (GO): protein phosphorylation
Molecular function (GO): ATP binding; protein serine/threonine kinase activity
Source: RefSeq, a predicted model, not a curated record
CGUUGUGUGUAAACAUGCAAUGUAAGGGUGGGGCUCGUAGUUGCAAGAUGGCUACAAGUGAUGAUUGUGUCUUUCGUGGAGUGGAAUGGAGCAGCUCUCCCGUUACCUUCCAUAGGAACAAGGGGAGGAAUGUUAAGCUAACAAAGAGCAACACAGUAGCCACUAGAGUGAGAGAUAAAGACUAUGGUAUAGUGUUCACCAGUGAGCCAAUGGUUGCUGGACAGAUGCUCAAGGUCACUAUGACAGAGAGGGAGGAAUGUUCGUUGUUUGGAAUGGAUAUUGGUUUCACUGGAGAGAACCCGGAGGAUUUGACAUGGCGAAAGGAGCACAAGCAUUUGUCUACUAGGGGCACUUCUCUCCAUUGCAAGGACAAGGAACUCUGUAGACUGGGUUUCGACAUUCAUGAUUUUGGAGUGGGUGAUUCCUUAGGAAUGUUGCUGACGCUGGAGAAGGAGGUCCACUGGUUUGUGAAUGAUGUGUGGAGAGGGUCUGUACGUGUGGAGGACUACCCCCUGGACACACCUAUGUGGGGGGUCGUGGACGUGUAUGGACGAUGUAAACAAGUCAAGGCAGAAAUUUGCACUGUGUCCAAGUACAACCCUGACUCAGAGAGGAGGCUGAGAGAGAUAGGAGUAGUUCGCUCAGACGCUCAACAACUUCAACGAGAGUUCUGGGAGGUGUCUCCAGAGGAGGUGUCUAUUAGAGAGGACGAGAUUCUUGUCCGAGGGGCCUGGGGCUACGUUGCCAAGGGAACCUUUAGAGGAACAACGGUGGCUGUCAAACAAGUGUAUCCUGAAAUCCUACGACAGACUACGGUGGAUCGAAUUCGUCGUGAGAUUCGCACCAUGGCUAAGAUCCGCCACCCCAAUUUUGUCCUCUUUGUUGCUGCCGUCCUCAACGAGGAAACAUGUCCCAUGAUUGUCACAGAGCUCCUGGAUACCUCUCUACGUUCUGCCUACCAGGACAAUCGUGUUGGUCCCAACAAGCGAAGGAUCUUUGGAGACAUCUCCUCAGCUCUGGUUUAUCUCCACCGACAGAGGGAACCCAUCAUCCACAGAUAUGUGAGCUCUGCUAAUGUCCUCCUUCUCUCUCUACCCAACAACAAAUGGCUUGCCAAACUCUCUGACUUUGGAUCAGCCCGAGAUGCCACUACUCCUGGAGAAGGUGCUAUCCUGUACACUGCCCCUGAGGCCUAUCCUCAUCCACCUACGUCAUCUCAACCACCACCACAACAGACGACAAAGAUUGAUGUGUACAGUUUUGGAGUGCUUGCUUGUGAAGUGGUGACUCGAACAUUUCCGACAUCUGAACUGUUUCUGCAUUUGCUAUCGAGUAUGGAAGGUGUAUGGCGGGAGCUCCACCCACUCAUCACCUCCUGUGUCUCUCACUCCCCUCAGGACAGACCCUCCAUGGACACUGUGCUACACCACAUCAAACAAUUGGACUCUGAGCCUAUAUAGGACAUUUAGUGUCAUUUCUGUAUGUGUGAUGUGUCUAUAUAUUUUCCAUUGUACUGGACCUCCAAGACUAGCAAUAUAUAGCGAGAUGCAUUUAUAAUUAUGUUUGAGUUUAAUAGUGAAUUAUUUUUGUGUGAAAUAAUUGUAGUCAUGAAUUUAUUUUCUUUCAUG